Messenger RNA from Phytophthora nicotianae INRA-310, 711 nucleotides. RefSeq lists its product as hypothetical. The transcript has a single exon. The record is from RefSeq and is a predicted model, not a curated record. NCBI's taxonomy places the organism in Eukaryota, Oomycota, Peronosporomycetes, Peronosporales, Peronosporaceae. Bases 151 to 654 code for a protein of 167 amino acids.
UUAACUGCAGAGCUCCCGCAAUCCCAAAUACGCUGAGUGGGCGAACAGUGUCUUUGUCGGUCCAGUUCUGCGCUCAAAGUCACAGGUACUGAGCCCAAGCGCGUGGUGCUCUGAGAAUUAAUCCUCUGGAGCUUCGGUAGUUCGUCUAAGAUGGCUGGAGCAAGCGCACCUCCGUCCUGUUCGACGAUGACGUCGUCAAUAACCAACGUUCCGACUUCUAGUGCUGCUGGUGGCCUAAGUACUUCAGGUUCUGCUUCUGGAUCGACUGGGAGUAGUGCUGCAAAUGCUACCAGUUCUAUUGGCCGUGUUACUAGUGGAACAGGAUCUACGUCUUUUACUGGCGUCUGUGGUGGAUUUAGUUUUCCUCCUGUGGUUCCAUGUGGAGGUCCUCAGACGGGUACAUCGACUAGCACAAGUUUCGCACCGUCGUCUUUUCCAACCAGCUUUGAAGCUCCAUUUCCUGGUACAGGAAGUGUCCUAUUUGGAUUUGGAUAUGGUGGAUUUGGACUUCCUGCAACAUGUACGCAAGUUCCUGGCUACUCAAGUGCUUAUGGAGCUGGAGGUGGUUCAUUUGGCAUUAAAGAAAUUUUUAAUAAGCCACCGGUCAUGAAGAGAAGCUUUGAUUUGUAUGCUGAUCAGCAUAAGACGUUUUGACUCGGUUGAAGCUUUGGGGUGUUGUGGAGGGCACUGAUGUACGAUGCAGCGGGGCUG